Emys orbicularis (European pond turtle) is the source of this 2385-nucleotide messenger RNA. It is a transcript of the gene PPP1R9B, whose product is annotated as protein phosphatase 1 regulatory subunit 9B. NCBI's taxonomy places the organism in Eukaryota, Metazoa, Chordata, Testudines, Emydidae. The transcript is spliced from 11 exons. Gene Ontology annotation, biological process: actin filament organization; neuron projection development; calcium-mediated signaling. Gene Ontology annotation, molecular function: actin filament binding. The record is from RefSeq and is a predicted model, not a curated record. The coding region runs from base 1 to 2376 and encodes 791 amino acids. Gene Ontology annotation, cellular component: actin cytoskeleton; postsynaptic density; dendrite.
AUGAUGAAGACGGAGCCCCACGCCGCCAGCCCCGGCAACAGCAGCAGCGGCAGCCUGAGAAGCGCCUCUCCCCACAGGAACGCCUACGAAGCGGGGAUCCAGGCCCUCCGAGCCACAAAGGAUGCCCUUGGGGCCGCCGAGAGCGAAGAAGCCAAGAAGGCCAGGAACAAGAAGUAUGGCUCCAACGUGCACCGGAUCAAGAACAUGUUCCUGCAGAUGGGGACCGCCCCGCUGGGCGAGGGCACCUGCGACCUGGCCAAGGUGAAGGAGAAGCCCGUCCGGCUUUCCUUGCCCAGGGCCAGCAGCCUGAACGAGAACGUGGACCACAGCGCGCUGCUGAAGCUGGGGACCAGCGUGUCGGAGAGGGUGAGCCGCUUCGACUCCAAGCCCGACAAGCCGGUCUCCAAGCUCCAGGAGACCCGGAAGAUCUUCGAGCGGAGCCUUCAGGAGAAGGAGACCACCAACAAGCUCCUGCUGAGGAAGGAGAGGGCUGGCUUCCAGGACAGGAAGCUGGAUGUGGUGGUGAGGUUCAACGGCAGCACGGAGUCCCUGGACAAGCUGGACACGGAGGCCGUGUCGCCCACCGUCAGCCAGCUCAGUGCCGUCUUCGAGAAGGCCGACUUGAGGAACAACCUGCACAAAACCCCCAGCAAAGUUGGGCCCCUCAACUCCAAGAUCGUCAGCAAGAGGUCCCGGGUCUUCCUCCAGGGUCCGGAAGGGGGCAAGGCGGAAGCCAGGGGGGGCGACGGGCCGGCUCCCCAACUGAGAGGCGACAAGGCCCAACCCAAACCGGUCGCGCCCAGGCCGGGCGAGAAGGACGCCAUGGGCCCACGGGCCCAGAGCGUCCAGGAGGUGCGGAAGAUCAAGCCGGUGGAGGUGGAGGAGAGCGGGGAUUCGGAGCAGGACUUGGCGUCUGGGCCCGAGAGGGCCGAGAUGAUCCAGGCCGAGGUGACGGUGCAUGCGGCCUUGGAGAACGGCGGCCUGGCUGCGGAGAAACACGGGCAGGCCCCGGAAGUGGACACCUACCCCGAGGAGGAGGGCAAGGCCGAGGGGCAGGAGGAGGCCGACCUGGGCGAUGAGUCCAAGAAGGAGGACUUCUCGGAGGCCGACCUGGUGGACAUCAGUGCAUACAGUGGGCUGGGGGAGGACUCGGGGGGGAGCGGGCUGGACGAGGACGAGGAGGCCGACGGGCUGUACGAGCCCGAGUCGAGCUGCGUGGAGAUCCCCGGGCUGUCGGAGGAGGAGGAGCUGGCUUCCAACCGCAAGAUCCAGUUCAGCACGGCUCCCAUCCAGGUGUUCAGCACCUAUUCCAACGAGGACUACGACCGCCGGAAUGAGGAUGUGGACCCCAUGGCUGCUUCGGCCGAGUACGAGCUGGAGAAGCGGGUGGAGAGGCUAGACCUCUUCCCAGUGGAGCUGGAGAAAGACUCCGAGGGGCUGGGCAUCAGUAUUAUCGGGAUGGGCGCCGGAGCGGACAUGGGCCUGGAGAAGCUCGGCAUCUUUGUCAAGACGGUGACGGAAGGGGGAGCGGCUCACCGGGACGGCAGGAUCCAGGUGAAUGACCUCAUCGUGGAGGUGGAUGGUACCAGCCUGGUGGGCGUGACCCAGAGCUUCGCGGCCUCCGUGCUGAGGAACACCAAGGGUAGAGUCCGGUUCCUGAUCGGGCGGGAGAAGCCGGGCGAGCAAAGCGAGGUAGCUCAGCUGAUCCAGCAGACGCUGGAGCAGGAGCGGUGGCAGCGGGAGAUGAUGGAGCAGAGAUACACCCAGUACACGGAAGAGGAUGAAGAAACGGGCGAAUAUGCCACGGACGAGGACGAGGAGAUGAGCCCCAUGUUCCCCAGCAGCGAGAUGGCCAUCGAGGUCUUCGAACUGGCUGAGAACGAGGACAUGCUGUCCCCUGUCGAGAUGGACCCCGAGAAGCUGGUGCACAAGUUUAAGGAGCUCCAGAUCAAACACGCCGUCACCGAGGCCGAGAUCCAGCAGCUGAAGAGGAAGCUGCAGUCCAUUGAGCAAGAGAAGGCUCGCUGGCGAGCCGAGAAGGCCCAGCUGGAGCAGAGCGUGGAGGAAAACAAGGAGAGGAUGGAGAAGCUGGAGGGUUAUUGGAUGGAGGCUCAGAACCUGUGCCAGGCGGUGGAUGAGCACCUGAAAGAGACUCAAGCCCAGUACCAGACCCUGGAACGGAAAUACAGCAAGGCCAAGCGGCUCAUCAAGGAGUAUCAGCAGAAGGAGAUCGAGUUCCUCAAGAAGGAGACGACCCAGAGGCGCGUGCUGGAGGAGUCGGAGCUGGCCCACAAGGAGGAAAUCGACAAGCUCCAGGAGAAGAUCUCCGAACUGGAGGGGAAGCUGCAGACCUUGAAAAAUUCAAACCCGACUUAAAACAAACAC